Messenger RNA from Exophiala bonariae, 3225 nucleotides. It is a transcript of the gene GDH1, whose product is annotated as glutamate dehydrogenase (NADP(+)) gdh1. The coding region runs from base 1 to 3225 and encodes 1074 amino acids. Gene Ontology annotation, cellular component: mitochondrion. Gene Ontology annotation, molecular function: L-glutamate dehydrogenase (NAD+) activity. Lineage: Eukaryota; Fungi; Ascomycota; Eurotiomycetes; Chaetothyriales; Herpotrichiellaceae. The transcript has 2 exons. The record is from RefSeq and is a predicted model, not a curated record.
AUGGCUGCCCCAACAACAAAUGGCGACCAGCUGCUCAAUCCAGCAAAGCACAAGCUGGUCGAACAAGUCAUCCGAACCCCGGGCAGACAGCCAUCUCCACAACCCACCAUGCUGGGAGUCCCAGGAGCCUCUCAGUCAAACCAGUCUCUUCAUCGCAUUCUGUCCGAUCACGGCUCGGGCUAUGUGGCUCCCAAAUUCGAGGGCAAACAAGCCCAGAUGGGCGAAGGCAAACCCGCAACAGUCAUGGAUUUAAUCGAAGAGAAGGGUUUCCUCCCCACCGAAUUUGUGGCCUCCGAGACCGAGUGGUUCUACAAUGCCCUUGGAAUCGACGACAUGUACUUCUCCACCGAACGAGCCGAAGCAGUAGCCGCCAACAUCCUUUCUCUCUACGCUGCCAAAUUGGCCGCCUAUGCCCGCGAUGACAAGAAGUUGGAAAUCCGACUGGCAAAGGAAGCCGCCGAUCAUGCCGUCUAUAUUGACACCAGCGCACCGGGAAUCAGCGUCAUUGACGGUCCAAGAUAUGAACAGAGAAUGGACGAGAAAUACAUCGAUGGCUCCGUUCCGAGUCGCAGUUACAGAGUCGAGUCUUUCCGAUCCACAAAUGCCCUGCCAGAGAAUCCCGGCCAGUCGCUGCGUUGCUACUUCGUCUACGAAUGCCGCUUCGACAACCCCAAUCCGAGCCCAGACGAGACAGACCUAGAAGUGAUUGGCGAGAAGACCUUCCUGCAAAAGGCUACACCAAACACAAAGGCUGUCUACCAAGAGAUCAUCAACUAUGCCGUCCAACGGACAGGUCCCGUCAUCGAGAUGUUUGAAAUGGAGGGCACUCGCGAGAAGCGUCUUGUCAUUGCCUACCGGCAAGGUUCUGCCCUCGGAGUCUUCAGUGCUCUUUCAGAUCUAUACCACUACUACGGCGUAACGAGCUCGCGGAAGUACGUCGAACAGUUUUCCAACGGCAUCACCGUCAUCUCUCUAUAUCUCAAGCCCGCCUCGGUCGAGAUCGCCAAGCAAAGAAAUCCCCCCAUCGAAGCAGCCAUCCACCAAAUCAUCAAAGAGGUGUCUCUUCUCUUCUGCAUCCCCCAGAACAAACUCCAGGGCCAGUUUGCUAGCGGCAACUUGAGUUUACAGGAAUCCAUUUACGCCCACUGCGUCCACGUUUUCGUACAACAAUUCCUCAACCGUCUUGGUUCCGAAUAUACUUCCCUGGUGGCGGCACUCAAGGGUGACACCAAUGCAAAUGCUGAACUAUUGUCCAAGAUCAAGAAGCGUCUUAGAACAGAAACCUUCACUUCAGAGUAUAUUCUUGAGAUCAUCAACCGCUAUCCCGAGCUCAUCAGAUCGCUCUAUCUCUCUUUCGCCAAUACUCACUACGUCCAGACACGUGGUGAACAGGAUGACUUCAUCCCUACCCUGAGUUAUCUGCGCCUCAAUGUGGAUAAGGUGCUCGAUGACAAGAGUUUGUCUGAGAUCAUCUCACGAACCGUGGGAAACCAGCAUGAUGAGAUGGUCAUGCAAUAUUUCUUGACCUUCAAUAAGGCCGUCCUGAAGACCAACUUCUAUACGCCUACCAAAGUGGCCCUCAGCUUCAGGCUCAAGCCCAGCACGGAUUUCCUUCCAGAACACGAAUACCCUCAGCCAUUAUACGGUAUGUUCUUGGUGAUUGGAUCCGAAUUCCGAGGCUUCCACCUCCGCUUCAGGGAUAUUGCCCGUGGUGGUAUCCGAAUCGUCAAGUCACGAAACCGAGAAGCUUACAGCAUCAAUGCCCGAACUCAAUUCGAUGAAAACUACAAUCUUGCGAAUACUCAACAACGCAAGAACAAGGACAUUCCCGAAGGCGGAUCCAAGGGUGUCAUUCUUCUUGACUUCAAUCACCAAGACAAGGCUCGUGGUGCUUUUGAGAAAUAUAUCGAUAGCAUUAUGGAUCUCCUCUUACCUCCUACCAGCCCUGGUAUCAAGGAUCCCAUUGUGGAUCUGCAUGGCAAACCGGAGAUUCUCUUCAUGGGUCCUGACGAGAAUACGGCCGAUCUGGUGAACUGGGCAACGGAACAUGCCCGUAUGCGUGGUGCUCCAUGGUGGAAGUCUUUCUUCACCGGAAAGAGCCCCAAGCUUGGUGGCAUUCCUCACGAUGCUUACGGCAUGACUACUUUGUCAGUCCGAGAGUAUGUCAACGGCAUCUACCGUAAACUCAACCUCGAUCCUAGCAAGAUUCGAAAGAUGCAAACCGGAGGCCCUGACGGUGACCUAGGCUCCAACGAGAUCUUGCUCAGUAAUGAGAAAUACGUUGCCAUCGUCGAUGGCGCUGGUGUAUUGGUUGACCCUCAAGGUCUUGAUAAAACCGAACUCCUGAGAUUGGCCAAGAAUCGUGUCAUGAUCCACGAGUAUGACAUUUCUAAGCUUUCAGCAGACGGUUAUCGUGUUCUGGUCGAGGAGUCCAAUAUUACAUUGCCAUCGGGCGAAAAGGUCAACAACGGAAUGACCUUCCGAAACACCUUCCAUCUCCGCGAUGGCAGUAACUACGACAUGUUUGUCCCUUGUGGUGGUCGUCCUGAGUCUAUUGACUUGUCGUCAGCCAACAAGCUGAUUGUCGAUGGAAAAGCUACCAUUCCCUACAUUGUAGAGGGCGCCAAUCUGUUCAUCACAUCAGACGCCAAACUUCGAUUGGAGAAGGCCGGAUGUAUUGUGUACAAAGACGCCUCGGCAAACAAGGGAGGAGUCACCUCAUCGUCACUUGAAGUACUGGCCAGUUUGUCAUUCGACGACCAGAGCUUCAUUGAGAACAUGUGCGUAGGCACCGACGGAACGGUCCCCGCAUUCUACCAGUCAUAUGUGAAAGAAGUGCAGGAGACCAUCCAGCGAAACGCACGUCUCGAGUUCGAGGCCAUCUGGCGCGAAAACGAGAGCAGCGGAAUCGCUCGAUCCACACUUUCCGACCAAUUAUCCCUCGCCAUUACCAAGCUCGACGAAGAACUCCAAAAUUUCGGCGAGCUCUGGGACAACAAGCCGUUGCGUGUGGCCGUGUUCAAGGAAGCGCUGCCGCAAACUCUCCAGGCGAAGGUCGGCCUCGACAAGAUCUUGGAGCGCGUGCCGGAGAAUUACCUCAAGGCGAUUUUUGGCAGUUACAUGGCCAGUCGCUUCGUGUACGAGUAUGGUGCUACGCCCAGUCAGUUUGCUUUCUUUGAUUUCAUGCGAAAGCGUAUGGCGGGUGCUAUUGUCAACGGGCAGUAA